Messenger RNA from Penicillium cinerascens, 1410 nucleotides. RefSeq names its product pheromone receptor. Gene Ontology annotation, biological process: G protein-coupled receptor signaling pathway. The transcript has 3 exons. NCBI's taxonomy places the organism in Eukaryota, Fungi, Ascomycota, Eurotiomycetes, Eurotiales, Aspergillaceae. Gene Ontology annotation, molecular function: mating-type factor pheromone receptor activity. Bases 1 to 1410 code for a protein of 469 amino acids. The record is from RefSeq and is a predicted model, not a curated record. Gene Ontology annotation, cellular component: membrane.
AUGGAGAUCGACCUCAACAAACGCUAUCCACUAGCAGUCGGCCUUCCGAUCCUGUCUUUCAUCUCCAUCGCCCUUUGCACUUCGCCAUUAAUCCUACACGCAAAGAAUCGCAACCUGCCAGCUGCUGCUCUCAUCUGCUGGUCCAUCGUCCUCAAUUUGUUCAACAUCGUCAAUGCUCUGAUCUGGCCAAAUGAUAACAUCAACGCCUGGUGGGAUGGCAACGGGCUAUGCGAUAUCGAAGUCAAUAUCAUGGUUGCUGGGUACGUGGCUGUACCGGGAUGCCUGGUGAGCAUGUUCCGCGGCCUAGCAAUGGUCAUGGACACAAGCCGUGCAACCUGGGUCCCAAACAAGGUCCAGCGCUGGCGCAAUCGGGCCAUGGAUCUAUUGUUCUGCGUGAUCGUUCCAGUUAUUUCCAUGAUGACCCACAUCGUGUGGCAGAAGAGCCGCUAUCUGCUCUACUCCAUCUCGGGGUGCGUUAACAACUUUGACGAGAGCUGGGUGAGUCUGGCGUUGGCAUACAUAUGGCCACCCAUUAUCUGUCUGAUCGCCGGGUACUACUGCUGCCUCGUUCUUAUCCGGCUUUACAAGUACCGAAGUGACUUUGUGCACAUUCUGCGCUCCCGUGGCAGUACCAUGAACAAGUCGGGAUUCCUGCGUCUCUUCUUCCUCGCAUUCACCCUGCUCAUCGCCAUUCUGCCGGCGCAAGCCUAUGUGGUCUAUUACGACUUGACCCUUUCCCUGCCCUGGCACCCGUACUCAUGGAAUAGGAUCCAUGGGCCUGGAUGGAAUCAAAUCCAAAAGGUGGCUACAUACGGCGUUGUAUUCUUCGACCGCUGGACCCCCAUUGCUGCGGGCUUCGUGAUCUUCAUCUUCUUCGGAUUCGGUCGUGAUGCCACUAAGAUGUAUCGUACGAUGCUUUGGUAUCUCGGCUUUGGGUACUGCUUCCCCGGUGUAUCUCGUCCGCUCGAUUCACAGGCUUCCGCCAGUAUCCCUGCUCCAAAUGCUUCCAAUUCGGCUACACUGAUUGGAAGUGCCAGCAACAGGGCAAAGUCCUUCUUCAGCAAGGCCUCUUCGUCUCGCACCGGCAGCAAUUCAACUUACGACGGUUCUUACAAUGAUAUCGAAAAGGGCAGACAAUUAUCCUCACAGACAAUCAGAGAUGCCCGCAAGAUGAAGACCCCAUGGUAUCGUUCAUUCUUCAAUCGCAGCAAGCCUUCUCGUCGCCCUGGCGAAGAUACACUUCUGGAUGAUCUGUCUGUUCCCUCUCAGACGAUCCACACCAAUGCCUGGGCAGGAGUCAGCCAAAGCCGAGCCAGUAACGAGUAUUCUGCCGCCCCAUCCUCGCCUCAGACCAAAGACUUUAUCCACGUCAAGCAGGUGAUUCGUCAGCAGAGCGAGAUUCAGCUUUGA